Dichotomopilus funicola is the source of this 471-nucleotide messenger RNA. RefSeq lists its product as uncharacterized. NCBI's taxonomy places the organism in Eukaryota, Fungi, Ascomycota, Sordariomycetes, Sordariales, Chaetomiaceae. The transcript has a single exon. The record is from RefSeq and is a predicted model, not a curated record. Bases 1 to 471 code for a protein of 156 amino acids.
AUGACUCAGCCGCCUCCCGAAGUUGUAGAGCGCAUCCGACACAAGAAGGCGCAGUACACACGCCUGGCCGACACCAAGCAGUGGGACAAAUUCGACACCAUCUUUGUCGACAACGCAACGUUCCACUUCGUCGACAUCGACGGCAAGGCCAUUUUUCCCCCGGACGCCGCGGCCGGGGCCGACAGCCCGCACACCUGGGUCUCACGCGACGCGUGGGCCGCCUUCUUCGACAAGGGGCUCGCCGAUUUCCAGGUCAUCCACCAGGUGGGGCCCGGCGAGUUCGACAUGGUCCAGGAGGACGAGGUCCGCGCCGUGUUCUCGGUGCUGUACCACUCCGGUCCCAAGGGGUACGGGGCCGGGGACAAGCACGAGACAGGCGGCGGACAUUACCGCGAGAAGUGGGUGCGCAAGGAGGGGGAUUGGUUCUGUACGGAUUUGUGGAUGCAGAGGCUUUAUCAUAGAGUUACGUAG